AAGCCCCAUUCGAGAUUUGGGGACCCAAAGCGGGAGUCUGUCUUUUCCCAGGACGUCAUGGCGCCUACGCUGAAUGUCGGGGUCCUGGUCGUGGCGGGGAUGAUGGGCCUUGUAGUCCUGUUCUUUCUCCCGGAGGUGGAGAGCGCGGGGAAACCCCGAGAGCAGUUCCUCUUCCAGGAGAAGGCCGAGUGCCACCAUCGCAACGGGACGGAGCGGGUGCGCCUCCUCGAGCGCCACUUCUACGACCGGCAGGAGAUCGUCCGCUUCGACAGCGACCGCGGGGAGUUCGAGGCCGUCACGACCCUCGGGGAGGACCAAGCCCGGUACUUCAACAGCCAGAAGGACUUCCUGGAGGACAGGCGGAGGGCCGUGGAUUAUUUCUGCCGCCACAACUACGGCAUCUACGAGCCCUUCCUGAGAGCGCGCAAAGUUCAGCCCAAGGUGAAGAUCACCCCCUCAGAGGACUCUUUCUCCUCCUCCUCCCGCCACACUUUGCUGAUCUGCGAUGUGGCCGGAUUCUGGCCUUCUGCCAUCAAAAUCACCUGGUUCAGAAACGGGGAGGAGGAAGACGAGGCCAAAGUGUUCCACACGGAUCUGACCCGAAAUGGAGAUUGGACCUUCCAGAUCCAGGUGAUGCUGGAAACUCAGCUGGAACAUGGAGACGUCUACACCUGCCAGGUGGAGCACGCCAGCUUCCCAGAGCCCGUCACCAUCCAGUGGGGUGAGAAAACGGAUUCCUCCAGGAGUAAGAUGUGGACAGGAGUGGCAGGAUUUGUGCUGGGGCUGGUCUUUCUGGCACCUGGACUCUGUCACUACGUGAAGACUAAAAAAGGGCAAGCCGUUCGUCAACCUCCAGACGCCCUGAUGAACUAAACUUUCCAUGAUGUAGAGAAGCAGCUUUCCUUCCUGCCAGUGGCUGUCUUUCCUCACUAAGAAGAUGCAAACGCUGGAGGGUGCAGAUAACCAAAAAUAGUUCUAUCUGCACUCUUCCAAAACUGGCCAAGGUUUUGCCUUUGAUUUCUUUCUAGUGUUGCGUGCAAAAGUUUUCAUGGGACAUCUUCCAGGUUGGGGUGAGGGCAGAGCUGAAUCCUGCUCUGUUACCAUACGCUGUGCUCCCUGCAUGUGUUCCUACAAUCUGUCUGUGUACAUUAAAAUGUGUAUAUUGAAAUAAUUGCAACUUGGAGGGGGAAAAAAACCAAAUCCCACUUUGUGGGCUGUGGGGCGUGGCAUAGGGAAGAUGAAAUAUCCUGGGUGUUUUUCUUGCACUCAUUUUGUUGACAACUGCCUACUGGGCCAAGGAGGGUGGAGGGAAGAGGUGUGCAGGUCUCCUGCUCUGGGUUCCAGGAAUGCCAUCGUCUUCCAUGUCCCACCACCUCCCCUUCUUUGAGACCUCAAAAUGAGGAAGGUCAGAUCCAGGACCGUCUCCUGGAGCAGGACAAAUGUUGUACGUGUCAGAACAGAUGUGGACCCAAAUCCAGUCCCCAAGGUUGUCCUUUGGGAGGGGGACAAUGGUUGGCCACUCUCCCUCUGGUCUCCUGUUUCGGGGAGAUGGACCUCCCCGAUCUGGUUUGUUUGCAAUACUAUCAACAAGCCAGCGGCACACUGGCAGUCGAUCUCUGACGCUCAAAAACCUCUCCCUGUAGUGUACGCCUUAGCUGUCGCAAUGAAACAAUUCCUUUUGCAGAUCUUGAUCACAUUUCUGGAGCAUGUUUUCCUGAAUAAAAUGCUGUGUCGCCUCUC
Molecule: messenger RNA, 1740 nt
Organism: Pogona vitticeps (central bearded dragon)
Lineage: Eukaryota; Metazoa; Chordata; Lepidosauria; Squamata; Agamidae
Source: RefSeq, a predicted model, not a curated record